This is a messenger RNA of Doryrhamphus excisus (bluestripe pipefish), 9728 nucleotides long. The record is from RefSeq and is a predicted model, not a curated record. NCBI's taxonomy places the organism in Eukaryota, Metazoa, Chordata, Actinopteri, Syngnathiformes, Syngnathidae.
GAGUGGGGAAGGACUUAGUAAGAAGCCAAAAACUUACCACUUCCACACGGAAUGGAAGGAUAACUUUUACUUGAAGCGGUUCUACCGUCCAACACAAAAUACACACAGAACCAAGUCAUUAAAUAAAUAACGGCACUGACUUAGUGAGGUCAAAUAAAUGUCACCAUAAUAAAUCCAAACAAGUGGCCUUGCAGUGGACUGCCACAGUGCUGAUUAAAUGAAGGGAAACACUACAUCACAGGCUCACCUUUUUCCUGCUGUCAAUGGCCUGCUGCAGCCACAGUAGCUCCAUGGUCAGGGCGUCUCUAUGGAAACGCAAGGCCUCUGGAUUGUGAGGAACCUCCUGGGCCGAACAGUAGCGCUGCAGACCUGAAAGACAAAGCCAUAAUCCAGAUAAAGACAAUAUAUUUCAAAAUUAUUUGCGAUGAUUUUUACCUUUGUGAGGAAGCUGUGAUUCCAGCUCCAUACUGCUCCAAAUGGACGUGGAGUCUCUUGUGCUCUCCAAAACGUCAUCACAGCUCAAUUUCUGACCUGCCGCCGGAAAAGAGCUGCUUUCUAAACACUCCCUUGUUUGUUGAUCAUUUCCUGAUCCAUCUCUCUCUGCUUCUGUCUGCAAAAGUACACAAUGCAUCCCCCCUUCUGUCGCUGCUGGGUUCUGUGACGUGGCUCUGACAUCUGGUCCCGGGUCUUUAGUCGUACCGUGCAGGGGGCCAUCCUGGUAAUGUGCAAAGGCAUGAGAAAGGUACGAGAUGGUGGAUAAAUCUCACUUCAUUACAGGUAAGGAAACUUGCAGUGUCUGUGAAGUGGGGGGUGGAGAUGAUGGCGCCCUUCCACUUUAAAUGAGCCAAAGUGCCAUCAAUCUCUUUCACGACGUCCUCAAAGUCUGUCCGUGCACGACGCACCUCCUCCCUCACCAAAUAUCCACGAACAUACGCCUGCUUAGAGAAGAUUAGCAACAACUGUUAACUAUUGCAACUUUCGCGUUAGCAUAACUAGCCAAAUACUGACAAUCGAGGUCAGCGCUAACAAUAAUGGCCGCCGCUAGCAACUUCCCAUAUGCAUGAAGCAAGCCAAAGUAGCGCCACAACCAUAAAUAAUGCAUUUAUUGCUUCGCAGUAAGCAAGCAGAUAAAUUACACAAAAGGGUUAUUACCUGAAAAAGGCAUAGUGUCUUCGCCAAGUUACGCCUAUCCAUCCCUAUGGUAACAUGACUGCAGGACCACUUGUCAGAGAGCGGGACUUUUUUGUAUGCUUCCGGUAUGGAGCUAAAAAAACAAAAGCUUGUUGUUAUAAUUGAAAUCUAAUGAAGAUAACAUUUCAGUGUACUGUUUAAUUUACAGUGAUUAUCAUUGUUUAUACAUAUUUAUAUAAUGAACUGAAAAAACUUUAAACUUAAAAAAUGACGUCAGCAAGCACUCUGGUGGGUAUGUAAGUUUGUAUUUUGAAAAGAAACAAACGGAAGUAGUGGACUAUGGUGAAUAAUGUAAUGUUCUCGAAGCAGUACAGGGGGCGGUAAAGAACAAGAAGGAUGCCAAGCGCCGUUCAAAACACACGAAGAAGAAUAAAAUAGACAUGAUGCUAUGUUUGUAUCUUCUGUUAGCUCAUCGUCGCAUGGCGUUGACUUUCAAAGUUUGUUUGUACCCAAAACUCUAAAAAAAUGAGCGCUUCGUCUAAUCAGAGGACUUUAUUUCAAACAUGGGGUGCAUCCGCGCCUCAAAACAAAGUUGACCCACCGAGAAAAGAAGGAAAGAAAGCUACUGGACAGCGCAGAGCAACUUCAAGCAACAAGAAAAAUUCAACAAACCCACUGUGGACUGAGAUAGGUAAUUGCUCAAUAAGCACAACAGAAGCUCCUGAAGCAGCUCAUGAAGACGAUGACGAUCUUGUAUUGUUGGCUGUCACUGAAGCAGAAGAGCGACACCAAUUUGAUAAUGCUAAUUUAUUCCAAAAGAAGUGCCCCGCAUCUCCUAUGUCAUCUGAAAAGACAUGCUAUCCAGAUUUUCCUGGCUUUGACCGCUCUUCUGCUGCAGUGUGGAUCUAUCCCACUAACUACCCCAUCAGGGAGUACCAGCUGAAGAUAUCAGAGGCGGCCUUGUUUCAAAACACACUAGUGUGCCUUCCAACUGGAUUGGGAAAGACUUUCAUUGCCUCUGUUGUUAUGUACAAUUUCUACCGCUGGUAUCCAUCCGGGAAGAUUGUGUUCAUGGCGCCCACGAAACCUCUAGUGGCGCAGCAGAUUGAGGCCUGCUACAAAGUGAUGGGCAUCCCUCAGGCGCACAUGGCAGAGUUGACCGGCAGUACAGCAGCCAACAAGAGACAGGAAGUGUGGCGGUCCAAACGUGUGUUCUUCCUCACGCCUCAGGUGAUGAUGAACGACCUGUCCAGAGACACCUGCCCGGCCCGGCAGGUCAAAUGCGUGGUGAUCGAUGAGGCCCACAAGGCUCUUGGCAACCAUGCCUACUGUCAGGUGAUCCGACAGCUCAGCAGCCAGACUCUGCAGGUCCGCAUCCUCGCCCUCAGCGCCACUCCAGGAGGAGACACAAAGUCGGUGCAGUCUGUCAUCUCCAACCUGCUCAUCUCCCACAUUGAGCUGAGAUCAGAAGAGAGCCCAGACAUCCAGGCCCACUCCCACCAACGCAGCGUGGAGAAAAUGGUUGUCCCGCUGGGGGAAGCGCUGGCUGCCCACCAGGCUCGCUACCUGCAGGUGCUGGAGAAGUUCAUGUCUCGUCUGGUCUGCAACCGAGCCAUGGGACACAAGGAUCUGAAGAGUCUCACCAAAUAUCAGCUCAUCCUUGCCAGGGAUCAGUUUCGGAAAAACCCUCCACCCAACAUCAAGAGUCCACAGCUGGGGAUGCUGGAGGGAGACUUUGCACUUUGCAUUAGCUUGUAUCAUGGCUACGAGCUACUCAUGCAGAUGGGACUCAGGUCACUGUUUUAUUACACCCAGGGAAUCAUGGAUGGAUCCAGAGAAAUGUCCCGGGUCAAAAAUGAGUUGCAGAGGACUCCUGUCUUCAUGGACCUUUAUAGUGAAAUGGAGGCCAAGUUUGUGAAGCUACCUGGCCCAGAUGAACCAUUCAUUUAUGGUCACCCCAAAUUGGAGAAACUGGAGGAGGUGGUACUGCAACACUUCAGAAUAUUAGCCCAGGCCACGUCAGACAAUACUGGUCCAUCUGCACAACAAGUAAGCACACGGGUGAUGAUCUUUUCAUCAUUCCGUGACAGCGUCCAGGAGAUUGCCGCCAUGUUGAACCGCCACGCUCCCCUUAUCAGGGUCAUGACCUUUAUGGGGCAAGCAUCAGCAGGGAAAGGAGUCAGAGGUUUCACUCAAAAGGAGCAGCUUGAGGUGGUGAACAGGUUCCGUCAGGGAGGCUUCAAUACACUGGUGUCGACCUGCGUUGGAGAAGAGGGACUCGACAUUGGGGAGGUUGACCUCAUAGUCUGCUUUGAUGCACAGAAGAAUCCCAUCCGUCUUGUGCAGCGAAUGGGCCGCACCGGACGCAAGAGGCAAGGCCGCAUUGUCGUCAUUCUGGCCGAGGGACGUGAGGAGAGGACAUAUAACCAAAGCCAGAGCAACAAACGCAGCCUGUUCAAGUCCAUUGUGGGCAACAAAAGCGGCUUCCACAUGUAUCCUAACAGUUCCCGCAUGCUACCGGAUGGUGUGAACCCCACCCUGCAUAAAAUGCACAUCACCUGUGGCCAGUUUGAUCACCGUGAAAGCAGCAGGCGCUCUGUGAGGGGUCGGCGCUCGAAUACCCAGGGGCGGGCCUCACUCAUCCACCCACAAAACCUGAAUUGUCAAGAAGGCGCGGCGUCAGGGGGUUUUCUCAGCAGCACAGAGUAUUCCCUGUGGGCGUCCAGCAUGAGGCUUGCGGAAGAUGAAGCGCAUCCAACGUUGAGACAGUCGCACUUUGUGUCUUUACCAUGUGAUGAACCAGCUCAGGAGGAUGUUUCCAGAAACGGAGUGCCCGUCAGAGAACUCUCUCUUUGGGAAUGGAGACACUGGCAGCACAGGGCUUUUCCAACCCAUAUUAUUGAUCACUCCCUACGCUGCCAGCAUUUCAUUAAGGUGAUGGAGCUCAUAGACUGCAUGCGGGAGGAAAAUGAGGAGGACUGUGCUUACGAGAAGGAGCUACGUCCUUAUCUCAACGAGACUGGCACUGGAGGCCAUUUAAAGAGGAUGAAGAAAUGUGCAAAAAUCAGCCGCAAAACUGUCGACGAAUCAGUGUCUUGUGUGGAACGCCACAACGAAGAAGAAUUACAUUACAAGAAUAAAUUGGAGCCUCAUGACCGCUCAAUUAGUCGUUCACCUCAGACAAUCAUUAACGAACCCGCCAUGGAGGAUCUUGCAGUGAAUUCAAAUAAUAUUCCCCCUGUGAUUGACAAGGAGAGUGACGAAGAUGUUGAACUUCAGGCUAUGUUCUACCUUCCGAAAUGGGAUUUGCCUUCCAAGUAUUCUGUAAUUCCGGGAACAGAUGAGAAUCUUGAAGUCAUCUUGGCCAAUGUGGUGGACCUCCUAUCCCGAUCACCACCGCCGCUUGCAGAUAUUGACACUAUCAUGGCGGAUCGGACGCCACCUAUUCUUCCUGAUUCUAAUCAGCCAUUCCAUGUCAACUUUACCUUGGACGUGGACGACGAUGAUGAUAAUAGUGACCGUGAGGCGGAUGUGUCUCCAGAUAAGGGUCCACUUUAUCAGGAGACUGUCAACAGAGACAGUCCAACAUGGGAUGAAGUCUUUGAGGACAAAGUGACAAAUGAGGAUGAGGGCAUCGGUCAUGGGAAGGAAGACCUCACUGAGCAUGUUGGGGAAGCCACAAUCCAUGACGACGGUGUCGAAAAACACAAACCGAGCUGUUGGGAUGACGUGAUGAAGAAGGAUUUGAAAGCCAAGCCGGAUUCUGCAGUUUGUGCCCAGAUGGAUGACAGCAUUGACCUGUUUGGGGAUGACGAAGCCUUCCUCCAGAUGACCAUACCGGACAUCCCUACCCCUGAAGAUGGUGCCACACCCAGGACUUCCCCUAGCAUUGAGGACAUCGGUAAACACACAAAAAUUAUGCUGGACAUCUUAGAGACGAAUGAUGCACGGGUGGAACGACCACUUCUUACUACAAUAAACAGUCCAACAACGAAGCUAAUUCAGAGUACCGAGUCAUUUGACAGCUUGGACUUUGCCGUCAAUUUUGAUCUUGGCUAUUCUAUGGAGGACUCGGAGGAAGAGGACCAAACUGUCGUCACCCCGUUAAAGCCCACCCUCCAGCAGCUUCAGAAGCAGGAAGCUGCUAACUCAUCCACACCUUGCAUCAGCGUCCACAAGCCCGCUGUACCUUCAUGCUCCACCGACUUCAGGGAUAAGUCGAUGUUUCUCAUGUCACCAGUCACGUCCAAAACGGGCACACUACUGUCUCCGGUGGCAGCGCUUGGCAGGCGUCACGCUUUUCGUCUAUCACUCGGAAGUCUGAAAAGGAGCCGAUCAGAAGAUGGCGCAAAGCAGUCACAGAGAGUAACAGUGUCCCAUUCCGAUCUUCAUCCAGAGUGCAACACUGACAGCGACGAUGAAGUCAUCAUUCGUAAGAGAAGUCAUAUGAACAACAACAAGGUCAACCCUUUGUCGUCUCCAGAGGCGUCCAAAGUCCUUUCUGAUGUGGACUCACCGCUUGUGAGCAGGAAACGUGUGACUGCGCUAAAUACGUCUGAAGAAACACAAGGCGACGAUGAUGAUUUCCAGACCGAACGUGUGGUCACACGUAGACGAGUUAUCAACACCAAGCGCAAGAAAUGUCGAAAGGGACGUCAGUUUCUGGAUGAGGAAGCGGCGCUGUCAGACGAGGAGGGAGAGGGCGUUUCAUCUGAUGAAGACGACGAGGAAGAUCAGAAUCGGUCUCUUGAAGGCUUUGUGGUGGACAACACACACUUCUCCCAGGGAUUGAAUGACUCGGAGAUGCAAGGAAUAUACUUGAAGUCCGUGAGAAGCCCUGCUGUCACCAGCAGGCUCAAAAUGUCCUACAGAAAGCACAACAACAUGGACAUCUUCUCUCAGGUGCCCGAAGUGGACGAAACAUACAAAGAAGACAGUUUCGUGGUUGGUAGUGACGCGGAGGAGAGCUCAGAGGAAGAAAGCAAAGAGGAAGUAGUUGAACUCAUGCCAGAAGACUCGUACGUUGAUGGGAGGAGGCAGUACGCCACGCGACGACGCGUCUUCUUUCACAAAGCCCGGGCGACGAGUGCAGCUCCAAAAGAGGGCCAAUGUCCUCCAGGGAAAAGCGGCAAGCGUGGCCGAGUUCUCCGCUUGGCAGAUUCCAGUGAGGAGGAACAGGAGGACGUUUCUGUACUUCCGCAGACCGUCAUCAAGCUUCAACAGGAGCAGAAGUCGUCUUCCUCCAUUGCGUCAAAGGUUUCGAUGCUCAGAGAAGAACAGCAAGAUGAGAGGUGUCGCCAGAGGAUAGAAAAUCAACACUUGCUGUCUGACCGGCUGGACUUUGACACGUCAUCCAUUGGAGAAUCCAGCAAACAUCAGCCAUCCACCACCUCAAACGUAGCGGCUUCAACCAUCUCCGAGUGUCCGGUCUGCAUCCUAGUGGACAGUCGCUGCAUCAGCAGCGGUGUGGAGCUCGUGACCAGCCUGCGGCGGCGCCACGGCGCCUCGGUCCAUGUGUGCUCGCUGGAAGGCAGUUAUUUUAUUGUGAGCGGCCGCAUGGCGGUGGAGAGACACAGCCAGUCGGAUUUGGCCUCCAUGCACAACCGCAAGCGACUGGCUGAAAGGCUGAACGGCAUGCAGGAGUUGUUUGAGCGAGUUUGUUUGAUUGUGGAGAAGGACAGAACAAAGCCAGGCGAUACAUCCCGCCCCUUCCAGCGCACUCGUUGCUACGACAGCACACUGGCGGCGCUGGUGCACACAGGUGUGCGCUUGCUGUGGAGUGACGGCGCCGAACAGAGCGCCGCCCUGCUGGUCGAGCUGGCGGAGCUGGAGAGGCGCAAAGGCCAGGGCAUCGUUGCACCACCAGGGGAGGUUAAAGACCAGCACAGGCAGCAGGCCCUGCAGCUGUACUUGAGUUUGCCCGCUGUCAACUACGUCCAUGCGCUCAACAUGAGCCGCAACUUCAGCUCGGUCGCACAGCUCAUCAACAGCUCAGUGGAAAGCAUCAAGAAAGGAGGCGGCAUGAGUCGAGCCAGAGCUGAGGAGAUCUACCGAUUCCUGCGCUAUGACUGCGACUCUUUCCUAAUGGACAAAGUAGGAAAAGCCUGCUAGCGAUGCAGAUGUUGCAGAUGCUGGAUGGGUUCUAUUCCUAGAUUGAGCCUAACCACCCUCCUUCGUCACCAUCAAGGCUGCGUUAUGGAAGGGGAGGCAACAACUCCCUGUGGUUGCAGUUCACAAUUAAAAAGAAGUGGAAGCAAGUAAAUACUACAAUCAUUUCUAGUAAGUGGUAGGACAGUAAUGAAACUAAAUAUGCAGAGUCCAUAGCAGAUUUAAGUACAGAAGUUAGACAAUUCAAGCAGCUUAUUUUUAUUUCAUUUUUUUUUAAAACACAAAGGCCUUUGUUCCUUAUAGAUAUAGAACCACCGAUUGACAUCCCUCAGCUACAAUUUGGGUUGUUUUUAUUAUGAUCCAUGUACUGGAACCACAGACUGGCAGCAUGGCUCCAACACCACCAAUGCUAACGCCUCAAGGAGAAACGGAGCCAAGAGUAACAAGAGCACUCGCCCAGGCUCAAAUAUUUGUCACUUGCCAAGCCCAUGAAUGAAUCACGACCAUCUAGGAACUUCCUAAAGGACAUCAAUUUGAUGCUCAUUGGAGUGCACUAUUUAAAGGGAUAGUUCAUAUUUUUUGACAUACCCAUCAGCAGUGUAAUGCAUACUGGCCCAUAUUCACAAAAGCGUCCAGUGUGAAAUGCCGCUGACAGAUUAAAAUGCAUUUCUUUAGCUGGUAGGGCAUUAUGAACUCCAACCACUUGUGCCUGAUGGUGGCGUCUUUAGGAAUUGUAAACAAAUGUGGCUUUCCCUUUCGAGGCAUUGCUAGCAAGUCAACAGCGGAGCAGCGCUUGGGGGAGGGCAGAGUUUAUAUACAGUAAACCUCGGAUAUAUCGGAUUCAAUUGUUCCCACUGGUUUUGUCCGAUAUAAGCGAAAUCCGUUAUAUGCGUAUACCGGAAAAUGUCCGUUUUACGCAUAUAUCGGAUUUAUACCCGGUGUAUGCGUUAAUCGGAUUUUAUCCGUUAUAAAAAGGCACUUCCUUGACUAUGUUUCCAAUGUACCUGGACUGGGCAAUGAAAAGAGACGCAAGGUAAUGAGAAUUUAACUUUAUUGGACUCUGAGCAUAACAAAUUGUUAAUUAAGCUAGGCCCUGUUACGCCCGUCAGGCCUACGUUAUUUCCAAUAGUGAGGUUAAGAUCUCAUUCACUGCUGUGCUAGUAUUAUUGACGUCACUCACUUUUAUAUUUGUCCUAAAUCUGGCCACGAUGCGGCCAUCCGAUAUAUGCGAGGGAAAUUUAAUGGAAAUGCAUUGGAACGGGACUGGAGAUUUUGUCCAAAAUAGGUGAAAUCCGUUAUAAAAAAUCUGAUAUAUGCAAUGAAUUUUUAUUGGAAAUGCAUUACAGAAAAAUCGGUUCUUUUUUAUCUGUCCGUUGUGAGCGAAUUUCCGAUAUAUCCGAGUCCGAUAUAUCCGAGGUUUACUGUAUAAGGAAGUCCGCCCCUCUGUGACGUCACAAAGGGGCAGUUUUACCACGCCUUUUGAAACCGAGCAUGUUGAACCAUCCCAAACUUCUUUCAGGGCUCACUUCCAAAUGUGCAAACCUCAUUAUCUGAAACCUUGGCAUCGUUUAACACGAGAAUACUACAUUUAUAGGUCAGAGAAGUGGAAAAAGCAUAAUAGGUCCACUAAUUAUGCACUUACUGCCAUCUAGUGGAAGAGCAUUCCAAUGUUUUGCCUGUCACUAUGAGUGGAGCGUUGUCAUAAAGAACAUGACAUCAGCUAUGGGUAGUUUAGAUAACACACACACUACGGUAUGCGCAUUAGCAUAGAAACAGAAGUUCAGAAUAUUCAGUAGGAGAAAUGUACCUAUCCCAUUCAAAUACAAUCUAAAAAAAAAAGAAAUGUAAAAAAUGUUCCCAAUAUUAGUCAAAUGUGGGUUCCUAGUGCUGACUUUAGUGUCAGUGGCGUCCAAAGCUUAAUUUAGCCCCUGCAGGGGAAUGGCUCCUGUGGUGUAGGAAAAGAGACACCUCCGCCCCCUUUUACCCUCAGCAACCCCGAUAUGCCUUGGACAUGCUGGCUGUGUUUAACACGACAUUGGGACAGACACUUUAAUUAGACCUCCAUGAGCCUGCAAGUGGACUCUUUAGGAUUUAGGAGGACAGGAGGCCAAAGUCAAUGGCUACUCUGUAGUUAAACUGCAAAUGCCUGUGACAUUUUUUUUUUUUUCGAGGGAUUUCACAACAUUUAGUAAAGAAGCUUACCGACUCCUGGCGCACAAUGGACUGGAAACAAUGGUAUGUCCCUCGGUAUAGAGGUUUGUCCGCAUUUUGUACCUGAAGCCGCACCUGAGGAUGAGUGUGGUUUGGUUAGUGUCAGCAACAUCACAUUACAAUACAAGCAAGACAAAUGGGGUAAGAAACAGUAUUUGCGUGCAAAACGUGCUCACAAAAACGUCUUCAGUGUUUUGUUUUUUUUUUUAAGACAAGACACAAGAGGGAGAGAAGGAAAGACCUUGACGUUACUUACUAGGUCACAUAUCCGUGGAGAG